AUGGAGUCGUCAAAUAUUUCUCUGGUAAUGAAAGACAUUUUGCGGACUGGGAAAUACUCUGAUUUUACCAUAAAGUGCGAGGGCCACCAGUUCAAAGUGCACCAGGUCAUCGUUUGUUCUCAGUCUCCCUUUUUUGAUGCAGCUGUUUGUGGAGGCUUUCAGGAAGCUUCUGAUAAAAUUGUUGACCUCCCUGACGAUGAUUUCCAUACAAUCAGGCGCUUGAUAUCAUACCUGUACCUCCAGGACUUUGACCAAGAUGGGAGCGGCUCAUCCUACCAAGUGCUCAACGAAACUGGCAUAGUUGACCAUGCGAUCAGAGAAGGGUCGCCUAUGGAAAUCAAUAUAACUGAAACGCCAGAGACAAAGGCUCCUUCGGCUGCCGGGACUGAUGAAGUCCCAUACAAUAAUCUUCACGUAUAUGUGGCUGCGGACAAGUUCGGUAUUGAUUCUUUGAAGAAUCUGGCAAGAGAUCGCUUGGCCAGCUGGUUACAACGCAACUGGGACAAAGAAGAAUUCCCUCAGGUUGUGAGAAGUGUCUUCCAGUCUCUGCCUCCACAUGAAUCGCAACUUCCCGAUAUUAUCACCCAUUUGAUAUCUGAAAAGGCCGAAGAUUUACUCAAGCAGGAAUCGGUGUUGGAUCUUUUGCAAGAAUUCGGGGGGCUUGCUAUCGCAGUGUUAAAAGAGGUUGUUGGAUACUUUCAAAGUUCUGAGGCAGAGCGUAAACGGUUGGUCGCGCUCUGUGUGGAAAACACAUUCGGGAAUAGCUUGACGUACAAACUCAAUGGGAUCUCGAGGUGCAGACAUUGUCAGGCGGCAUUCAAUCUUCGGGUAGAAAGAGAGACAAUAGGCUUCGGGACGGUCCGAUGCGGGAUUUGUCGAACUCGUCAUUAG
Molecule: messenger RNA, 891 nt
Organism: Aspergillus chevalieri
Lineage: Eukaryota; Fungi; Ascomycota; Eurotiomycetes; Eurotiales; Aspergillaceae
Product: BTB/POZ domain-containing protein
Exons: 2
Coding region: 1-891 (296 amino acids)
Molecular function (GO): protein binding
Source: RefSeq, a predicted model, not a curated record